CUGAUGUCCUUAGUGCUUCUCCUGCUCCUAACAGCCAGGAAGAUAACAUUCUUGAAGACCGACCUGAGAAUAAAUUAUCAAGUGAUAAACUGCAGUUUGAAUAUAAUGAAGAGACUGCCAAACGAAUAAAGAAGGCUGAUUGUGCUACUUACAGUAAUAAAGGAAAGGUUUAUGACAUGGAGCUGGGUGAAGAAUUCUAUCUUCCACAAAAUAAGAAGGAAAGCAGACAGAUAGCCCCAGAGCUAUCAGAUCUUGUAAUUUACUGUCAAGCUGUAAAGUUCCCUGGCUUGUCAACUCUCAACCCAUCUGGCUCUAGCAGAGGAAAAGAAAGAAAAAGCAGGAAGUCCAUUUUUGGCAACAACCCUGGCAGACUGAGCCCUGGGGAGUCAGCUACUCUUGCCAAAGCAUCUGGAAAAGGUCCUUUCGAUGUGAUGCGGCAGACCUGGGAAGAUCCUUGCUCUCCUUACAACUCUCCAGCUUCGCUCAGUGCUAUCAUACGGACGCCCAAGUGCUAUCACAUCUCCUCCCUGAACGAGAACGCUGCCAAGCGUCUGUGCAGGCGGUACUCUCAGAAGCUGAUCCAGCACACCACCUGUCAGCUCCUGAGGACCUACCCCGCUGCCACACGCAUCGACUCCUCAAAUCCCCAUCCGCUGAUCUUCUGGCUCCACGGCGUACAGCUUGUGGCUCUUAACUACCAAACAGAUGAUCUUCCUCUGCAACUUAAUGCAGCGAUGUUUGAGGCUAAUGGCGGCUGUGGAUAUGUUUUGAAGCCUCCUGUUCUGUGGGAUAAAAAUUGUUCCAUGUACCAGCAGUUUUGUCCGUUAGAGAGAGAUCUUGAUAAUAAAGAGCCAGCUAUAUAUUCUUUAACAAUUGUGUCUGGACAGAACGUCUGCCCCAGCAAUAGCACAGGCAGUCCGUGCAUUGAAAUCGAUGUGCUGGGGAUGCCUCUGGAUAGCUGCCAUUUCCGGACAAAGCCCAUUCAUCGCAACACUCUCAACCCCAUGUGGAAUGAACAGUUCCUUUUCCGGGUUCACUUUGAAGAUUUGGUCUUUCUUCGGUUCGCAGUUGUUGAAAAUAACAGCUCAGCUGUAACAGCUCAGAGAAUCAUUCCCCUAAAAGCUCUCAAAAGAGGCUACAGACACGUCCAGCUCCAUAACCUGCACAACGAAGCAUUAGAAAUUUCUAGUUUGUUCAUAAACAGUCGGAGAAUGGAAGAAAGUCCCUCCGGGAACACUCUGCCUGCAUCUGUGUUGUUUAGCAUGGGCGAAAGGAGAGACGCUGUGACUUACAAAGUGACAAUUCAUGGCAUUCCAGGCCCGGAGCCUUUCACUGUUUUUAACGUAAGUGGGGGGACCACGGCUGCACAGCUCCUCCAUCAGCUCUUGGCUACCACAAAAGGCACCGAGUCAUGUGCUGCAGACUAUUUUCUGAUGGAAGAGAAAAGUUUUAUAUCUAAAGAAAAGAGUGAAUGCAGAAAACCACCAUUCCAGAGAGUAAUUGGUCCUGAAGAAGGGCUAGUGCAGCUUCUGAACAGUUGGUUCCCAGAAGAAGGCUAUGUUGGAAGGAUUAUCUUUAAAACCCGAGAGGAAAAUUUGAACGAGAGAAACAUCCUUCAGGAAGCGAAGGAAGAAGCAGCCAUCGGCUCUGAGGAUGACAGCUUCUUUGUUCAGGUACACGAUGUCUCCCCAGAGCAACCACGCACCGUCAUCAAAGCUCCCCGCUUCAGCACAGCUCAGGAUGUCAUACAGCAGACUCUUUGCAAAGCCAAAUACUCCUACAGCAUUCUGAGCAACCCAAAUCCAAGUGAUUACGUGCUCUUGGAAGAGGUGACAAAAGAGCCAGCAAACAAAAAGUCCUCGACACCUAAACCAUCGCAGAGGAUUCUCUCUGAUCAAGAGUGUGUCUUCCAGGCCCAAAGCAAGUGGAAAGGAGCAGGAAAAUUUAUCCUUAAACUCAAGGAACAGGUUCAGGCAGCACGAGAUGACAAAAGGAAAGGCAUUUCCUUUACCAGCGAGCUCAAGAAGCUAACCAAGUCGAGUAAGCAGUAUCGGGGUUUCACGUCCCCACCGCUACAGGUCUUGCCCGACAGUCCCCAGAGCAAGGACGAGAGGUCUGCCUGCAGCCUGACUUUCAGCGACGUCCUGGAGUGA
This is a messenger RNA of Eurypyga helias (sunbittern), 2153 nucleotides long. It is a transcript of the gene PLCE1, whose product is annotated as phospholipase C, epsilon 1. The annotation marks the transcript as partial. The transcript has 13 exons. NCBI's taxonomy places the organism in Eukaryota, Metazoa, Chordata, Aves, Eurypygiformes, Eurypygidae. Gene Ontology annotation, molecular function: phosphatidylinositol-4,5-bisphosphate phospholipase C activity. The record is from RefSeq and is a predicted model, not a curated record. Gene Ontology annotation, biological process: phosphatidylinositol-mediated signaling; lipid metabolic process.